Messenger RNA from Anopheles coluzzii, 2841 nucleotides. RefSeq lists its product as uncharacterized. NCBI's taxonomy places the organism in Eukaryota, Metazoa, Arthropoda, Insecta, Diptera, Culicidae. The record is from RefSeq and is a predicted model, not a curated record. The transcript has a single exon. The coding region runs from base 1 to 1281 and encodes 426 amino acids.
AUGGACGACAUGCUAACAGGAGUCAAUAGUGUAGAGGAAGGGCAGAAACUCAGUGACCAAUUAUUGAAUUUACUUCAAUCUGCUGGUCUUUGUCUUCGUAAAUGGACAUCUAACUGCUCCGAACUACUAGAAAAAAUUCCCGUUGAUCUUCGGGAUGAUCGAACUGUUUAUGAUCUUGAUUCGCCAACAUCAUGCAUCAAAACAUUGGGUCUGAAAUGGCAACCAACAACCGACAAUUUUCUCUUCGAAACACCUGAGUACAGCAAUCAUGACAAUCCAGUUACGAAACGCAUUGCUGUAUCAGACUCGGCAAAACUUUUCGAUCCUUUAGGAUUGGUCGGUCCUGUGAUAGUGGCAGCUAAAAUGUAUCUUCAAGAGCUUUGGCGCAAUGAAACGUCUUGGGAUGAACCUCUCAACCCACCACUACAGAAACAGUGGAGAGAUUUUCGUAAAAAUCUUGCAGAACUUAAUAACAUAAGUAUCCAACGUUGGGUUCUUUCUCACACGCCUGUAAAACAAAUACAGCUACACGGAUUUUGCGAUGCGUCUGAAAAGGCGUACGGCGCUUGUAUUUACAUCAGAUCUGUAUCCAGCGAUGAUACAGUUACAGUGAAUUUACUAACGGCUAAAUCUAAAGUAGCUCCUCUGGCAACUUCGCGUAAACAAAAACGAGUUUGUUUACCUCGUUUAGAGCUAUCAGCCGCAUUACUCUUGGCACAUCUGUAUGAAAAGGUUUCCGGUGCCUUGAAAAUUGAAAUAAAACCAUAUUUUUGGUCAGAUUCAAGUAUUGUCCUACACUGGUUGGCAGCAAACCCAUCGCGCUGGAAAACUUUCGUUGCGAAUCGUGUAUCGGAAAUACAACAUCUCACUGCAAAUGGAAAAUGGAAUCACGUACCCGGUAUAGAAAAUCCAGCAGAUAUAAUUUCUCGCGGAAUGGAUCCAGCACAGCUACAGCAUGCCACAUUAUGGUGGAACGGCCCGAAUUGGCUAAAUGAAGAACCUCUGAUUUUCCCUACAAAGGUUGCAAGUAAGGUUGAACUACCUAAGGAAGAUCUCGAAGAAAGAGUUACGUUGGCAGCUCAUUCUAUUGAACCGAGUUUCAUUUUUAAACUGCGUUCGUCAUUCGGCGAUUUGAAAAGACUUGUAGCAUGGAUACUCAGAUUUGCUCACAACGCAAAACUCAAAAAUCGUGAUCAACGACGAUAUACGCAUCUGACCACUGAAGAACUAAACGAUUCAAUCAAGUGUCUCGUCCGUCUUGCACAACAUGAAAGUCGUUAAAUCCAUACAUCGAAGCCGGCAUACUGCGAGUAGGUGGCAGGCUACGUCAUGCAGAAGUAUCUAACGAUCGACGACAUCCUAUGAUACUUCCAUCCAAUCAUCCCCUCACCGACAUGAUUGCAAUGUUCGUUCAUCUGAAAAUGUUGCAUGCCAGCCCUCAAUUUCUGACCACGAGCCUGCGCGAAAGGUUUUGGCCUUUGCGAGUCAGAAAUUUAGCCCGAAAGACAGUGCACUCAUGUUUGCAAUGUUUCCGCUGUCGACCAACAUCGCUUCAACAAAUUAUGGGCGACUUACCAAUGGAACGCGUGUCUCCAGCCUUACCAUUCGUCCGCACUGGAGUGGAUCUAUGCGGCCCGAUAGCAUACCGCUAUCCCCAUAGAAAAUCGCAGCCGCUAAAAGGAUACGUGGUCAUUUUUGUAUGCAUGGUCGUGAAAGCGGUGCACAUCGAUCUUGUUACAGACUUGACCACAGACGCCUUUAUUGCGGCCCUACGCAGAUUCAUCGCGCGCAGAGGUAAGCCUUCAUUAAUUGAAUGUGACAACGCUAAGAAUUUUGUAGGCGCAUCGAAAGAAUUGGCUGUCCUAGCUCAGCAAUUCAAGGAUCAGGCAUGGCAAGGCGACAUAACUCGGAAGUGCAGCGAUGAAGGCAUCGAAUUUAAGUUCAUCCCCCCUCGUUCUCCGAAUUUUGGCGGCCUAUGGGAGGCGGCUGUCAAAUCCUUCAAAAAUCAUCUUAGGCCUACGAUGGGAAACGCGUUGCUGACCUACGAGCAGCUCACCACGCUUCUAACGCAGAUCGAGAGUUGCAUGAAUUCUCGACCGUUGACUCAACUAUCAACCGAUCCAGCUGAUCUUGACGUUUUGACGCCGGGACAUUUCCUGAUCCAUCGUCCGCUUUCUGCCUUGGCCGAACCAUCCCUGGAAGCGGUUCCAAUCAACCAGCUGAAUCAAUGGCAGGAAGUACAAGAAUAUCUUCGAAGGCUGUGGAAACGUUGGAGUACUGAGUAUUUGUCCGGUCUACAACCACGGACAAAGUGGACCCGUCAACGCAACAACAUCUCCGUCGGAACAAUGGUGCUUGUGAAAGACGAUGGUUUACCACCCCUGAAAUGGUGUUAUGGUAGAAUAGUUGAGAUUUUUCCGGGAAGUGAUGGGAACAUAAGAGUAGUUACCGUCAAAACGAAAGAUGGUUUGUACAAGCGCGGAAUAUCAAAAAUCUGUAUUUUGCCUGUAACCGAAAACAAUUCUGUUGAAUUCAAUAAUUCAACCGGGGGGGAGUAUGUCGAAGCAAAAGAAUACGAUGCUAGGAACUAGGGGCGCCAGAUGGUGUGAGCGAAGCGAAAACAAUACCGAGAACUCUGUAUUUGCUUUGUAAAACAAAAGACAAUUGUCUGCGCUAAGGCACGUGCGCGCUUUUGGUGGCCGAUCGGCCUUUCUUAGAAUUUCAUAGGUUAAGCGACAAACCAGAGAAGUUUGCUAUCAUGAGCGUAUGAAAUAAAAGGUGAGUCCAUCUUUAGCACUCGACGCGAUCGGUCAAAAUAAAAGAAUUUUCACAGCAGUCCAA